AUGCCUCCCAGUGGCUCUUCGUUCACAUCUUUGAAUCUCCCAUCGGCGUUUACCCUCCCGCGAUGCAUGGAAUACUUCACUGUUACUGCGGGUCCCAAUACGGAUCUUUGGCGCAAACCCGGUGCCCGUGACACCGCCACCGCUCCAAUCGUCUUCACCUCCCUCCGACGCCGGUUCGAGGUCGCAGAGGUGACGGUGACCGCGGACUGGGAGAUGGAAUGGGACCAAGGCGGGCUAGUGAUCUUCGCCGGGGCGGCACCGCAGUCAUCAGAGGAUGGACCGGUGCACCCCACGCCCCAUGCCCCGUCCUCCGCUCGCCCCGGCAAAUGGGUCAAAGCCGGCAUGGAGUUCUGCUCCGGGACGAUGAAUGUCUCCAGCGUGAGCGCCACGGUCGACGGCGCCGACUGGUGCGCCUCGCCGUUAUCGUCCCCGGAGCACGGUCCUGCGACGGUGCACUCGCUGCGCAUCAAGCUGGAGCGCGUCGGCCAUGCCCUUUGGAUCUGGUACCAGGUGCCCGCCGUCGCGGCGCCGUAUGCGAUGAUGACGUCGGGCGCGCUGCCCAGUGGGAUGUGGCGCAAGCUGCGUGAGGUGACCUGGUUCUUCUACGGGGUCGAGGACAAGUUCGUGCACGUGGGCGUGUACGCCAGUCGCCCGAACCGGCUGUCGCGCAGUGCGACGAUGUGGGAGAUGAUGAACGGGGAUGGGACGGAUGGGACGGGGGCGGUGGAUGGAUUGGUGGUCGAGUUCGAGGAUCUGGAGAUUUCUUAG
Messenger RNA from Aspergillus japonicus CBS 114.51, 768 nucleotides. RefSeq lists its product as uncharacterized. The transcript has 2 exons. The record is from RefSeq and is a predicted model, not a curated record. The coding region runs from base 1 to 768 and encodes 255 amino acids. NCBI's taxonomy places the organism in Eukaryota, Fungi, Ascomycota, Eurotiomycetes, Eurotiales, Aspergillaceae.